Messenger RNA from Nerophis ophidion (straightnose pipefish), 9757 nucleotides. It is a transcript of the gene frmpd3, whose product is annotated as FERM and PDZ domain containing 3. NCBI's taxonomy places the organism in Eukaryota, Metazoa, Chordata, Actinopteri, Syngnathiformes, Syngnathidae. Gene Ontology annotation, cellular component: cytoskeleton. Bases 163 to 5322 code for a protein of 1719 amino acids. The transcript is spliced from 16 exons. The record is from RefSeq and is a predicted model, not a curated record. Gene Ontology annotation, molecular function: protein binding.
AGGUUCCCACAUUGUGGACUUUGUGCGGAGUAAAGUUUAUGGGUGAUCCUUGCUGACAAAAGAAACGUUCCCCAUCAACACUCAAAAACUGUGAAGGAUUUCUUAUGAGAGUGCAGCCUUUGCAAUGCAAACCUGACCCAUGCUGCGCCCUCCACUCAGGGGAUGGCCAAGGUCCAGGAUGGACACAUAUACGCAUGUGACAGCUCUGCGAUGUUAGAGGAGGUCCAAGAUGGUAUGGACAGCGGUACCCUAAGUCCUGCCACGGCUCGACAAGUCACCAUCCAGCGACACACCACCCAAGGCUUCGGCUUCAUCGCAGGCAGCCAAAGGCCCGUCAUCGUGCGCUCAGUCUCUGCCGACGGACCCUCCUUUGGUAAGCUUCUCCCCGGAGAUCAGAUCUUGGCCAUUAACGAGGAGACGGUGAGCGACGCGCCCCGAGAGAGAGUCAUAGACCUUGUAAGACGCUGCAAAGACUCCAUUGUUCUCACUGUGCUGCAGCCUCAUCAGUCACCAAAGUCUGCCUUCAUUAGUGCAGCCAAAAAGGCUCGUCUACGAACCAACCCGCCUAAAGUGCGUUUUUCCGAGCAAGUGUCCAUCAGCGAUCCAGACUCGACAAUGCUGAAGGACGAAUCUUUGCUUCUCAUACCCAACGUGUUGAAGGUCUUUUUGGAGAAUGGGCAGAUUAAGUCCUUUACCUUUGAUAGCCGUACAACUGUGAGAGAUGUGAUCUCCUCCCUGCAGGACCGCCUCUCACUGCGCUACAUCGAGCACUUUGCCUUGGUGCUGGAGGCAGGCGGUCUCGACCAGAAUCCAAAGUUACACCUGCUGCAGGAGAACCAGCCCCUGACGCACGUGGUGCAUAGAACCUAUUUCCAAGGAAUGAAGUGUUUGUUUCGCGUCUGCUUCUUCCCCAAGGACCCUGCAGACCUGCUGAGGAGGGACCCUGCUGCAUUUGAGUACCUCUACAUUCAGAAUCGCAAUGAUGUAAUCAAGGAACGCUUCGGUAUGGAUUGGAAAUCGGACAUCACAUUACGACUGGCCGCACUCCAUAUCUACAUCACUGUGUCCUCGGCAAGACCCAAUCAGAAGAUUUCUCUCAAGCAUGUGGAAAAAGAGUGGGGACUUGAGCCUUUCCUUCCCCUCACACUGCUUCCAACAGUCAAGGAGAAGAAUGUGUGCAAGAUUCUGUCACAGCUGUUGAAGACCUACCAGCAUCCACCACCAUCGGGCAACAAGGUGCCUCCUCUCCAGGGAAAGCUGCAGUACAUGCGUGUACUCAAUGACCUCCCACCCUUUGGGGGAAUACUCUUCAACACGGUUGAAAUGGAUGAAAAACAAUCAGCCACAACUCUUCUGGUUGGUCCUCGACAUGGAAUCAGCCAUGUGAUUGAUCUGAAAAACAACCUGACCACCGUUCUGACAGAGUUUAGUAGGAUAUCCAAGAUCCAGCUCUAUCGAGAGACCCAAGGAGUGGCACGUGUGGAGGUCUCAAUCCACGAUGGCAAGCCCCUUGUGCUACUCAUGGAAUGGCCUGAUGCCAGCAACUUUGCCUGCCUCAUCUCUGGAUACUACAAACUGUUUGUAGACCCUAAAAGGAACAUUUACUUCAGGAUCCCUGGUCAGUCUCAUAUGACCAAGGCAGAUUACAGAAGCUCCCACCAUUCACACCCACGCUCUGGGGCAACCGGAUUACCAAGUGGAGGGCGAAGAGGGGAUGAGAGAGAAAACUCGCACAGAGAUACAGGGUCUUCCAGGGCCGUAGCCCCUGCAGAGUCUCAACAUCUAGGUCUGUGUCAUUUCCACCUUCAGGAACAACAACAGUUUCAGGAACUCCAAGCACACCCUGAAGCUGAACUUGACAUCAAUGAGAACUUUAUUUCUCAGGAGGCCCCUGGGCGGCCCCGCACCAAGUCCGAUCCAACGCAACAGAGUACGGAGGAUAUUGCCGGGGUUUCGGUGAACCCCCCGGUAGAUAAUGCAGGAUUUAGAGUCCGAUCUCAAACAUUGGCUCAGACGCAGAAAGCGCCACGGUUGUUCUGCGAUUCCUGCAAAGACAAGCAGAGGAAUGGAGAUUUGUCAACAGCUGGGAGCAGUGGUCGAAGCUCGGGAAAAGUGUGCUCUAGUGCUUGUGCUUCCCGAAAUGGAGGUAGCGUCGACCUCAUGGCCCUUCCUCCGCCUGGGAAUGAGGACGACGAUGAAGAGGAGCCACCCGUUGAAGGCAAAAAGCUGCAACUACCACCACCUGCGAUUGCUGCCCCACCACCUGGCUUUAGAGACAACAGCUCUGAUGAGGACGAUGCAAAGAGAGGAAGGAAGGCUCGAACCAGCGGCCACACAGCAAUUACCAGCGGGAAACAGCGCCAAGCUAAAGAAGCCGUGCCUGUGACACUAAUCGAUAACGUGGCUACAAGAACAGUUCGAGAUCAUGCACAGGAACUUGAUGAUGCUUUGGUGUCCACCUUACAGGCUCUAGAGGCUUUGGCAGCUUCUGAGGAGUACCCCCAUCCCCACCAGCAGCCAACACAGACUGCAGGGCUCAUCGUAUUGGCUGCUAUUACACCAGAGUCAUCGUUGGACUCAGGCCAUGAGACCAAUUCUUCAGAGCUGACAGAUGUUUCGGAGAUGGUUUCAGCGAUGAAGCAGAAUCAAAACCAGGCGUACCUGUUAACACAUCAUAUAAACAAGGAAAGUCGCCUCUGCCGCCGUGACUUUCCUUUGGCAAUCCCUGGAUGCACAGCAAAGACAAUAGGGACGGGGGCAUUUUCUGUGGGUCAGAUACGUGCUGGAUGUCCACCCAAGCAAGUAAUUCUCAGCAAGACUGUACCCUUCAAAGUCAACCCUUGUCAAGACUCUGGAAUUGUUGGUGUUGUGAAGGAGCAUCGAAGCAAUCCAGAUACUAUUCAGAAUGAACAGACACUUGAAUUAAAUGCAAACUUUGAUUCUACUAAAGCAAAGAUCUCUAAUCCCACAUCUAAACCAGCCGAAGAACUUAAAGUGUCUGAGGUUUCGCUUUCAGCACAAGUCACUAAAGAUCCAAAAUCGUCCAGUGUCAUUGGGGAUAUUCAAAGGCUAAAUCUUCCUGAUGGCGUAAAGGAGAAGACAACACCACCUCUUAAUACAGAAAAAGCCUUAUCUGUUCUAUUACCUGUGGACAGAACUGCCUCAGCCAAGAUUCCCCUGACUAAUAUGUGCCAAGACGCCGAGACUGCCUCUAGCGAGACCAGUAAGCCUUCCAGCUCGACAGAAUUUCUGUCAGUUAAUGAUCUUUUCUGCACAUGCCCGGUGCAACAGGGACCCGGGCCUCAGUUGAGAAUCAAAGAUCCGCAGGUUCAGAAGGUAGUAGUGUUCCAAUCCUCAUCCCCUACUGAUGAUGAGCGUCUACGAGCAAAAGGACUGUUCUUGGCUAACAACAAAGAAAAUGCCAUAAAAUUGGCAGUAGAAUGUAAUUUGGCAAAACCAAGUCCUCAAGUGCAGAUCAACUAUUCCCCUAAUUUGCCUCUAAAAGCAGAGAGAAAAGAUGAAGCCGAUAGCAUGACAGAUUCUGUCCCUGGUAAAUCCCACUCCGAGCCACAAAUAUGUGCCACAAAAUCAUUACCUAAUUUAGAGGAAAACACACCAAUAUCCUCUUUAGAUAAGGUAUAUACUCUGCCGGCGAGAGAAUCAAAGAAAGUGGGCAGUUUAAAGGGGAAAUCCCAGCGCAGUGCCCCUUUUUUGAGCAUUAGAAAUUUACUUUCAGCAACAUUCCCGGCAAGAAUGAGAAGGGAAACAGAUGAGCGAAGGGCUCAGCUACAAAAGGUUCGUCAGUACGAGUUGGAGUUCUUAGAAGAGCUGCUGAAACCCAAGUCCUCGCAGGGAGAAUUUUUGCCCCAAGGAUCCUCACCUGUGCCCUCAGGGACUCCUUGUGCAUGUCAGCUACGCAACAGCCCUGUCCUAAAAGCACCAGGUAUCUCCAGGGAGCAGAGACGUAGCUGUGACUGUAAGAGACUGUGUAGAGGUAUGAGGCUACCUGAUACGCCAGUUGGCUCCACGACAGAAACGCAGAACAGAGGCAGGGAGAGAACUACAGCAAAGACCCCUCCCACGGUCACCAAAGCACCUCAUGGUGAAGGUGCUACAAGGAGAUCUCAGAAUUUGGAAGUCAAGACUGCACGAAUACGUUCCAUCAGCCUUGAAUCAAGGGAGCCAAGGGGAGAGCAGGGCUCCUGUUUGCCAACUGGUACCUCACAAACAGACUACGCGGAGGAACCACAAAAACUCCAGAGGCGAUAUAGCAUUGGAGAGCUCGAUAACAAUACUAAUACGCCCGUUUAUGCUGAGGUGAAGCCCAAAACCAAAAGCCUUGAGAAAGAAAUGGAGAGAGUGAGGGCCACAGGGUUGAGGCUGCCGACCCCAGUGGAGCCAAUCCAUACACAAUCUCUUCAGCCGGACGGGAAGGGGAAAAAGGGUGUGUUUUUCAUACAGAGCAAUGAGUUAUUGUGUGAAAAUAAAGGAGAGACCGGGGAGGUUCUGCUGACCUUGCCCAGCGAAGACAGCGACGACCGGGACAAAUGCUGCUCAUUCUGUUUCUGCUACAGGAAAUGUGAAGCAGCUGAUGAGAGCAGUGAGAAGGACGAGUUAUCCUACUCCAUUCCCCUUCAGGUUCUUCCAGGUAUGGAGCUGGACUCAAGUACCUUCCCUGUCGUUAGCAAAACCCUCCAGGUUCUUAACGCAGAGGACUGCAGUGGAGAAGAAGACACAGAGAAAGAGCCGCACGCACAAGAGAUUGACCUUAGAGCUUGUGGUACACUGGAGGGGAGUCUGGCACGGGUCCAGACCCUACAGGGGAAAUCUUUCAGCCUGCCUGAUGGCUUCCUAAACGCCCAGUUGGACGCAAAUGAGUUAUUAGCUAUCCUGCGUCAGUGUGCAAACAGCCCACAAGCUGAGGGUGAGGCUCGUCUUCAGCCCUCACGGAUUACAGAGUACAAACAGGAGCUGGCGGUGCGCUUCAAAGAAUUCCGAGCGUCUUGUCGGAGAGUGGCGAGUGUGGAAAAAAGCCCGACUUGCAUGCUCGCGGUUGUCACCGCCAGCUUUCAAGUGUUGUGCGAGUUAACGCAGACCUUCAUCAAACUGGUCCGAGGGGUUCGCACAGAAACUCAAAGACAGCAGCUGUUGAGGAAAGUGGAGGAAGUCGCUAUUAACUACACUUUGCUUCUUCGCGCCGCGGAGGAAUCGAUGGGACAUUCAAGCAGCCUGCCAACGAAAACAGUGAGCCCUCAAGUGUCGUCCAACACCAACAACAUGAGCUCACUCACCCGGCCCAUCAAAGUGCUUUCUGCCCAGUAAGGAGAACUUUGAACAAAAACCAACUUAUGCGCAUUAAUUAUUUAUUUAUUGUUUACAUUUUUACUGAAUGUGCAAUGGAUACCCAAUGCAGCUGUUCCAUCCCAUGUUUACAGGCCCUGAGGUAGCCUUGUGGAUGGCGCUCCGAAAUGUAAAGAUUCACCAAACCAAUGCACAAGCGAACAGAACCCCAAAAAAGACUGGGUGACACAGGGCUAAUCACCUCAUCAGUAUAUUACGAAAAACGACGAAGUCAAUAUCGUAUAUUUUAUAUGUAGUAUAGAUUUGAGUUGUGUCUACUUAGAAAAUAUAAAACAUUUUGUGACGAAAAAGAGUGAUAAAUAUAUUUAAAGAGAAUUAUUAAGAUAAUAAAUAUAUGCUUUGGACAUUAAAGAGAAUCGGUCAAGUAGCGACUGCUGUAAAGUGCAUAGUUUUAAGCGAUGGUUGGUGACUAUGUCGAUACGUGGAACUAAAUGUUGUAAUGAAGAAAUGUCUGUUGGCUAUGUCGGACAUAUUUAAGACAUCAGCGCCAGUGUUGGAUAAUAAAAAAAAAAAACGCUCAAAGCCAAGCAACUUAUUAAACUUAGUCAUGCUGACCCUAUUGGUAUGCACUGGGUAUCAUGUAGCAGAGACCCAAGUAUCACUUUUAUCCUCUGUACUAUACCAUCCUGUAGAGAAAGAACUCCCACACUGCACCCAAAUACAAAAUAUGUGUUCACAACAUCCUGCUUCACAAUGCCACUUGCAUCUCACUAUUCAUGUGCACAAUAAGCCAGUUUGGGGUUUUUUUUGUACAAACCCCGUUUCCAUAUGAGUUGGGAAAUUGUGUUAGAUGUAAAUAUAAACGGAAUACAAUGAUUUGUAAAUCCUUUUCAACCCAUAUUCAGUUGAAUGCACUAUAAAGACAAGAUAUUUGAUGUUAAAACUCAUAAACUUUAUUUAUUUUUUUUACAAAUAAUCAUUAACGUUGCAACAUGUGACAAAGUAGUUGGGAAAGGGCAUGUUCACCACUGUGUUCCAUCACCUUUUCUUUUAACAACACUCAAUAAACCUUUGGGAACUGAGGAGACACAUUUUUGAAGCUUUUUAGGUGGAAUUAUUUCCCAUUCUUGUUUUAUGUACAGCUUAAGUUGUUCAACAGUCUCCGUUGUGGUAUUUUAGACUUCAUAAUGAGCCACACAUUUUCAAUGGGAGACAGGUCUGGACUUCAGGCAAUCCAGUCUAGUACCCGCACUCUUUUACUAUGAAGCCACGCUGUUGUAUCAAGUGACUUGGCAUUGUCUUGCUGAAAUAAGCAGGGGCGUCCAUGAUAACAUUGCUUGGAUGACAACAUAUGUUGCUCCAAAACCUGUAUGUACCUUUCAGCAUUAAUGGUGCCUUCACAGAUGUGUAAAUUACCCAUGCCUUGGGCAUUAAUACACCCCCAUACCAUCACAGAUUAGAUUAGAUUAGAUUAGAUAGUACUUUAUUUAUUCCGUCAGGAGAGUUCCUUCAUGCUGGCUUUUCAACUUUGCACCUAGAACAGUCCUGAUGGUUCUUUUCCUCUUUGGUCCGGAGGACACGACGUUCACCGUUUACAAAAAAAAAAUUGAAAUAUGGACUCGUCAGACCACAGACCACUUUCCCACUUUGCAUCAGUCCAUCUUAGAUGAGCUCGGGCCCAAGCGAAGCCGGCGGCGUUUCUGGGUGUCGUUGAUAAAUGGCUUUGGCUUUGCGUAGUAGAGUUUUAACUUGCACUUACAGAUGUAGCGACCAACUGUAGUUACUGACAGUGGUUUUCUUAAGUGUUCCUGAGCCCAUGUGGUGAUAUCCUUUACGCACUGAUGUCGGUUUUUGAUGCAGUACCACCUGAGGGAUCAAAAGUCCAUAAUAUCUUCAGAUUCUCUGAACGUUUUGAUGAUUUUACGGACCGUAGAUGGUAAAAUCCCUAAAUUCCUUGCAAUAGCUCGUUGAGAAAUGUUGUUCUAAAACGGUUUGACACUUUGCUUACAAAGUAAUGACCUUCACACCAUCUUUGUUUGUGAAUUACUUGGCAUUUCAUGGAAGCGGCUUUAAAACCCAAUCAUGGCACCCACCUGUUCCCAAUUAGCCCGCACACCUGUGGGAUGUUCCAAAUAAGUGUUUGAUGAGCAUUCCUCAACUUUAUCAGUAUUGUUUGCCACCUUUCCCAACUUCUUUGUCACGUGUUGCUGGAGCUCAACGUAAAGCCGCUGCUCCUCCACAUGGAGAGGAGCCAGAUGAGGUGGUUCGGGCAUCUGGUCAGGAUGCCACCCGAACGCCUCCCUAGGGAGGUGUUUAGGGCACGUCCAACCGGUAGGAGGCCACGGGGAAGACCCAGGACACGUUGGGAAGACUAUGUCUCCCGGCUGGUCUGGGAACGCCUCGGGAUCCCCCGGGAAGAGCUAGACGAAGUGGCUGGGGAUAGGGAAGUCUGGGCUUCCCUGCUUAGGCUGCUGCCCCCGCGACCCGACCUCGGAUAAGCGGAAGAUGAUGGAUGGGUGUUGCUGGCAUCAAAUUCUAAAGUUAAUGAUUAUUUGCACACAAAUUAAAGUGUUUAUCAGUUUGAACAUCAAAUAUGUUGUCUUUGUAGCAUAUUCAACUGAAUAUGGGUUGAAAAUGAUUUGCAAAUCAUUGUAUUCCGUUUAUAUUUACAUCCAACACAAUUUCCCGACUCAUAUAAAAACGGGGUUUGUAAAUGGACCAUGCAGACGCAAUCCAGACAUGAAGAGAAAGAAGGUGCACCAUAUGUGAAUUUGCUUGCAUGUAAACAAGCAAAGAGGACAUGAUGGUGUGCUCCCAUAUGGCGCAAAAUACUACAUACUGUAAAAGAUGCGAUAGUUUUAAGUACACUCAUCCAAGAGCAAUGAAAUAAGCUUACUCUUCAAAUUUCACACAGCUUCCGGAUUUCGAACUGAAGUUGUAAUAAUGUGUAAUUCAGUGUUUUUUUUCCCCUCCCCCAUCUUUCAACCAUGAGUUUGACAUAAUUCUCAUAUCUAAAGCCUUCCUAGGAUCCUUUGUCAUGUUAGGUUGUCAGGCGCACUAUCGAUUUGCUUUCUGUGUGCUGUUGUACAUUGUGCAAUCUAGGACAUAUAGAAGAAACACACAAAGUAGUUUUAUAUGUAUUUUAAUAAAACUAACACAUCAGCCUCCUGUCUGAAGUCUUUGUGUCACACCCGCUAUCAGAAAUGGGGGAAAAAAAAAAAAAAAAAGAUGCUUUCACACUUGUGAAUAUGUCAACUGGCCCAUUUUUUUAUGAUUGAAAAAUAAUAAUAAAUGAAAUGCUCAUUACAUUACUGUAUCUUUUCUUUCUAGUACAGGAAAUACAUCUCAAAUUGCAAGAACACGUUUUAUAAAUUCUACCAAAAAUUUCUAAUUCAUCAAUUAAUCAAUGUUUACUUAUAUAGCCCUAAAUCACUAGUGUCUCAAAGGGCUGCACAAACCACUACCACAUCCUCGGUAGGCCCACAUAAGGGCAAGGAAAACUCACACCCAGUGGGACGUCGGUGACAAUGAUGACUAUGAGAACCUUGGAGAGGAGGAAAGCAAUGGAUGUCGAGCGGGUCCUAACAUGAUACUGUGAAAGUUCAAUCCAUAAUGGAUCCAACACAGUCGCGAGAGUCCAGUCCAAAGCGGAUCCAACACAGCAGCGAGAGUCCCGUCCACAGCGGAGCCAGCAGGAAACCAUCCCAAGCGGAGGCGGGUCUAACAUGAUACUGUGAAAGUUCAAUCCACAAUGGAUCCAACACAGUCGCGAGAGUCCAGUCCAAAGCGGAUCCAACACAGCAGCGAGAGUCCCGUUCACAGCGGAGCCAGCAGGAAACCAUCCCAAGCGGAGGCGGGUCUAACAUGAUACUGUGAAAGUUCAAUCCACAAUGGAUCCAACACAGUCGCGAGAGUCCAGUCCAAAGCGGAUCCAACACAGCAGCGAGAGUCCCGUUCACAGCGGAGCCAGCAGGAAACCAUCCCAAGAGGAGGCGGAUCAGCAUAAGUUCUACCAAAAUUUCCCAUAAAUCAUUUGGGAUGCUUGAUUGUUCCAUUUUAGAUGUGACUGUGACUCAUUAUUCAACAAUAUGAUUUUAUUGAUAUUUACAUCCUGCGAUGAGGUGGCGACUUGUCCAGGGUGUACCCCGCCUUCCGCCCGAUUGUAGCUGAGAUAGGCGCCAGCGCCCCCCGCCACCCCGAAAGGGAAUAAGCGGUAGAAAAUGGAUGAUAUUUACAUCAUUAAACAAUAAUAUUGUAUUGAUAUAAGAGAUGUCCGAUAAUGGCUUUUUUGCCGAUAUCCGAUAUCGUCCAACUCUUAAUUACCGAUUCCGAUAUCAACUGAUACCGAUAUAUACAGUCGUGGAAUUAACACAUUAUUAUGCCUCAUUUUGUUGUGAUGCCCCGCUGGAUGCAUUAAACAAUGUGACCAGGUUUUCCAAAAUAAAUCAACUCAAGU